This is a messenger RNA of Ostertagia ostertagi, 462 nucleotides long. The record is from the annotation of a GenBank genome assembly. NCBI's taxonomy places the organism in Eukaryota, Metazoa, Nematoda, Chromadorea, Rhabditida, Trichostrongylidae.
AUGAUUCUAUUAAUAUACUUGUUCAAGUUAUUAUCGCUAUGUGAUUCGUACAAAAUCCUCGUCAUUAAUCCGAAAUUCGCCUAUAGCCACAUGAAUUUUAUGGGUAAAAUUGCCGAUACACUCGUUGAUGCUGGACAUGAAGUGGUCACUUUCCAGCCUAUAAUUGAGCCGUUAUAUGUUGGAAACGGGACUACCAAAUCUCGUUUGAUCCAAAUUGGUCCAUUCGAGGAUCUUCUCAAGGAAAUGUCCGUACUUCACGAUAAAGACCUUAUGAAGCCGUUGUGGACGGCCAGUGCAUCAAAUCCAGUUGGAGUGAUCGCGUUUGUCCCGAUGUUAUCCAAAAUGACAGAGAUGGCAUUAACCAAUGUGCUGGAUAAUAAGGAAAUUCUGCAACAACUGAAAGAUGAAAAUUUCGACGUCGCAAUAGCAGAACUUUUCGAUUUCAUCGGAUUGGGUUGGUGA